Molecule: messenger RNA, 1611 nt
Organism: Ophidiomyces ophidiicola
Lineage: Eukaryota; Fungi; Ascomycota; Eurotiomycetes; Onygenales; Onygenaceae
Exons: 2
Coding region: 1-1611 (536 amino acids)
Molecular function (GO): NADP binding; N,N-dimethylaniline monooxygenase activity; flavin adenine dinucleotide binding
Source: RefSeq, a predicted model, not a curated record
AUGGGCUCACUAGAAGAACCGCAAUAUGAUGUUCUUAUUGUUGGGGCCGGGUUUUCGGGCAUAUAUACACUCCACAUGCUCCGAAAUGCCGGAGUGAAAUGCAAAGUGUACGAAGCGGGGGCCGACAUUGGUGGGAUCUGGUACUGGAACGCAUACCCAGGUUGUCGAGUUGAUUCUGAAGUGCCAGUAUAUGAAUACUCGGCACCAGAGCUCUGGAAAGAUUGGACAUGGACAGAGAAGUAUCCAGGAAGGGCAGAGUUGAGAAGAUACUUUGACCACGUUGACAAAGUAUGGGAAAUAAAGAAGGACGUAGAAUUCAACGUCAGAGUAAUUGGUGGCCAGUUUGACGUCACCAACAACAUCUGGAAAAUUGAAACAGAUGACGGGCGAACAACAACGUGCAGGUUCUUUAUCCCAGCGACUGGGUUUGCAGGCAUAAAAUAUAUUCCGAACAUUAAGGGGAUCGAGUCUUUUAAAGGCGAAAUGCAUCACCCCUGGAGUUGGCCAAGGGAAGGAGUUGAUGUUAAAGGAAAGCGAGUGGGAGUGAUCGGCACCGGCGCAAGUGGAGUCCAGAUUAUUCAAGAAAUCGCAGAUGAAGUGGAAGAGUUGUUGGUGUUUCAGCGGACCCCAAACCUUGCUCUCCCAAUGCGUCAAUCAAAAUUAGUGCCCGAAGAGCAAGAAAUAAAGAAGCCGGAAUACCCUCAGUUUUACGAGACACGAAUCACGACGUUUGGGGGAAUGAAGUACGAUUUCAAAACAAAGAAAACGGCGGACGACACGCCUGAGGAACGUGAAGCAUUUUUCGAGGGUAUGUGGGAAAGGGGGGGGUUCGAAUAUUGGCUGGCUGGGUAUAAAGAUACGUUAUUAGACCCUGAGGCAAACCGCCAUGCUUAUGAUUUCUGGGCUAAAAAAACGCGAGAAAGAAUCAAUGAUCCGCAGAAGAGGGAUUUCCUUGCACCGUUGGAGCCCAUCCACCCAUUUGGAACAAAAAGGCCUGCGCUGGAGCAACACUACUAUGAGGUAUUCAACAAACCAAAUGUGUACUUGAUUAACUUGAGAAAGAAUGGCAUCGAGGAAAUCAAGCCCGAUGGGAUCCUCCUUAGCGACGGGUCAUUCCACCGCUUGGAUGUAAUCGCAAUGGCAACAGGCUAUGAUUCCAUCACCGGAGCGUUGACCAAUAUGGGGCUGCGCGAUAUCCACGGCACGCCGUUGGCAGACGGGUGGAAGGGGAGCACGAUGUCGUACUUAGGGAUGUGCCGGCACGGGUAUCCAAAUAUGUUCUACAUGUAUGGGCCGAAUGCACCAACUUCGUUUAGCAAUGGGCCUACCACUGCUGAAGUGCAGGGCAACUGGAUCGCCAGUAUCAUUCAAACACUCCAGGAGAAAGGGAUCCGGUAUAUCGAAGCGAAAGCAGAAGCAGAGGUGGAAUGGAAAACAUUCAUCGACAGAGCAAACGAUCGGACUCUCUUUCCUCUUACAGAUUCCUAUUAUAUGGGAGCGAACAUCCCAGGGAAGAAAAGGGAGCAGCUUAACUGGGUUUCCGGGUUGCCGGCAUAUCUUUCUGAAUGUAACGAAGCACUGCAGGAUUGGGACAAGUUCGUCACUGCAUAG